Lingula anatina is the source of this 712-nucleotide messenger RNA. RefSeq lists its product as uncharacterized. Lineage: Eukaryota; Metazoa; Brachiopoda; Lingulata; Lingulida; Lingulidae. Gene Ontology annotation, molecular function: methyltransferase activity. The record is from RefSeq and is a predicted model, not a curated record.
UUCCGUGGCUCAUAAAAAAGCAAAACAAGUACAAAUGGAUGGAAACAAAGUGGAUCCACCGGUCACAAUACAUUUAAAAGGUUCAUGCGACCAAACCCGUGAAACGAAAUUUCCUGUGUACAGACUGUUGGACAGAUAUCAUGGUUCACAUUUUUGGAGUGAAAAUGCGGUGAACUACGAAAAGCUAUAUAAUGACAUGUUGCCUUAUGUACUCCGGGCAAUCGGAAAUAGAACUGUGGAAAGCAAAGAGGGUCCCUUUGUUGUGUGUGACUACGGAGCUGGAGAUGGAGGAACAUCUAUGAAACUGAUGACUGAGAUCAUAAGCGCGGUGCGAAUAAAAUAUGGGAGAGAAAAAACUUUGGUGAUAGUGUACGAGGAUUAUUCCUGGAACGAUUUCAAGUCAUUAUUUUGUCUGACACAAGGUUUAUUUGAGGAUCAAGAAACUUUUCUUCCACAAGAUAAAAACGUGUUUCUCUUGGCCAGUGGUACCAAUUUCUAUAAACCCUGUCUGCCGCCGAAUUACGUGGACUUGGCUGUAUCCUGCAUUGCUAUGCAUUGGUUGAGCAAAAGGCCUUGCAAUCUUGAAUUGGAUAUACUUGGUCAAGGUGACAAAGUCAGUUAUGAAGAGCUAGAUGCAUAUAAAAGACAGGCCGCUGAGGACUGGGAGACAAUUCUCAUAAACCGGGCUACAGAACUAAAAAUAGGUACCUAA